Rhizophagus irregularis DAOM 181602=DAOM 197198 is the source of this 390-nucleotide messenger RNA. NCBI's taxonomy places the organism in Eukaryota, Fungi, Glomeromycota, Glomeromycetes, Glomerales, Glomeraceae. The record is from RefSeq and is a predicted model, not a curated record.
AUGUUAUCAUCAUCCCCAACUUCAAUUUUUUUGUUCUCAACACAAGUUCAACUUUCACCAUCUUCAACAUCAGUUCCACUAUCAUUUGCCUCUUUAAUUAAAGGAAAGAAAGUAAGAGAUAAAGUAAUUGAAGGUAUAGAAGUCAGAGAAAUUAAUGUAGAAAAUAAAAAUGAAAUGGACGAUGAUGUAGAAAUUAUGGAAAUUGAUGUAGAAAAUGAAGAUAUACAGAAUGGAAAUAUAAAAAGCAGAACUGAAGUUCAUAGAUUGGUGGAUAAAGAUAUGGUUGACAAACCAGAUUUGCAAAAUAAUAAUUUAACACAUUCUCUUAAUCUUUAUUUGCUAAUUAAGAUUAAAGAUAAAGAAAGUGCUAUACAAAGAGUUAAACAAUAG